GUUGAAACCUGUUUCUAGCAUCAUCUUGCAGAGUGUUCAGUAGAGCAUAGUUACCAUGCUACUCAAAGCUGUUUUAAUUUUAUAUGCAUCUUUCAUGGAGAUUGCCUCAGGGGCAGAAUGGUGCUACCAGUCCCAGAUUACAUGUAAUCAUACCUGCACAGGUCCAGAUACCUGGGGACACAUUUCCAGUCAAUGCAGUGGCCAGUCCCAGUCUCCCAUUAACAUUGUUACCCGUAAAAUGCUGCCAGAUGGACGUCUCACUCCAUUUCAGUUCAUUGGUUAUCAAGAUACAUUUCACAGUAUUCUCAUAAACAACGGACACACUGUUGAACUAGAUUUACCCUCCAGUAUCAAGAUCAAAGGAGGAAAUCUGGCUGCAACGUACAAGGCAGUUCAGCUUCACCUGCACUGGGGCAAAGAAGGGAGACUGGGGUCUGAACACACAAUCGAUGGAGAACGAUUUCCAAUGGAGAUGCACAUUGUUCACAUAAAACAAGAAUACAACUCUUUAACCCAAGCUGUAACAGACAGCACAGGUGUGGCUGUCCUUGGAUUUUUCUUUAAGGAGUCCCCCUCUGCAAACAAAAAAUAUGAUCCACUUAUAAAUGCUCUCAUGAACAUCAAACAACCAUCCACUAACACUACUGUGACCGGCGUGUCCCUGGACAUGUUCGUUCUUCCUCAAGAGAAUAUGAGCAAGUACCUUCGCUAUGAUGGCUCCUUAACGACACCCAACUGCAAUGAAGCCGUUGUCUGGACUCUGUUUGAAGACACUGUUCAUCUCAGCAGGGAGCAGCUUGCUGCAUUCUUCCAACUCAAAUUUUCCAAUGGAGAGAAAAUGGUUGAGACCUACAGACCAGUGCAGCCUGUAAAUGGCAGACAGGUGUAUUACUCCAACGCCCAUGUAGCUGUGGUCAGCACUGUGUUACUCAUGGUGUCAACUCUGCUAUCCAGUGCAUUCACCCUGGACACUACAGGGUGAACGUUCUGACUCAAUACUGGUAUUUUUAAAUUAUGUAUAUGUGUGUACAGUAUGUGCAAUGACCAAAACUAGGCCACUGACAAAAAUAGGUGAAUGCCUGUAUGCCUGAAAGACACGCAGUCAUUCUUUUGUGCUUUUUUAACUGUAACUGUAACUUGACUUCUCUGUGGGUUGGGUAGUGUUAAAGGAUGAAUCUUUUUUUCAAAAGAAAAAUAUAUUUUCUGAUUUUACUUUUUAAAGACUUCCUAAAACCAUUGCCAAAGACCUCAGUUAGUAGCCUAGCAGCAGUCUGGUAAUUAUUUGAGUAAGUAUAGUAUAAAAGAGUGUACAGUAUACAGCUUACUACAGCUGUACAGCCUACAGUAUGUCUCCAGUCACUUAUUGUCACAUAAAAUCCUGGCCCCAGUGCAGAGGUCAGUUAGUCAGUGAUGUGAUUAUAGCAAAACAAUGACAUAAAACUUUCAGAAAUUAGUGGUGGCAGAAAAUCCUUUAAAAAUAUAAGAAAGGAUUAAGCACCAGUACUUCAACUACUCAAAGAAAAAAUGUAAAAAACUCUGUUAGAAAUUUGUGCAUGUUAGAUGUUUGUUCAAUAACCCAAAAAAGUUUUCAUACACCUUGAAAAUUUUAUCACCAUACAAGCAUAAAAUAAAUGUCUAUCUUCUUAUCCUGACUUAGGAAAAAAAAAGAAAAUUAAAAUUAAAAAGCCUGCAUUCAGGAUGUUUAUCUUAUUCUGGAUAAGGACUAUCAGGACUUCACUGCUGUAAUGUUAUUGUCCUCAUGGCUGGCAAAACUGGGACCACCUGGGAUUCAUGCUUUAAUACUGUAUACAAUACAAAAAAAUAAUACAAUACAAUAAAGUAAAAAGAAUCAUAUAAUUAAAAAAAACAAUGGACUAUUUGUAUAUAUAUGGACAAUGGAUUCUUGUUUUGUUUACUUUUAUUACCACAACACAAAAAUGUUGUUGUGUUGUACCUUCCAUAAAGAGUGAGCUGAAGAGAACUCUGUGAUUAGGUACCAGAUUUGAGCAUCUAAGCAAAAGAAUUAGGUUUGUAGAAUUGUAAACGCUACAUGUCUGGAACUGCAAAUGCAUACAUGCAUUAUUAUGCAUGUUCCACUUUUUUGAGCCCGUACAUGUCACUUUCACCAACAUCCACAAUGUGGCAGCACUGGCAAGCCUGUCCGUGGCAGUUUCCAGUAACACACUGUAUAGUAUAUGCUGAACAGUACUUUUUUAAAUUUAUCCUCAUCCUCAUAUACUAAUAAUAAUUAAUAUCAUCAGUCUGUUGAUUUGUAUCUUUAGCAGUGCAGGUAAAGUUUCACCUCUUACUUUGACCACCAAACCCACUAUAGAAAAGCUGGAAAUCUCAGUGUAGAAAAACAGGAAUAAUGUAUUUGUGUUGUGUACUGUAGUACAGAAUGUAAUUUUUUCCAUCUGCUGUCAAACACAGGACAUUUUAAUGCUCUUCUGGACAGUUCUGAUUGGAUAAACCUUUUUAGAAGUGCCUUCACUUCCUUGUAAGAGGAGAAUAACACAGUACCUCCAAGUGUCAUUAGAUAACUGCCUUUGUUUGUUUUUUCCUCCCUCGUUCUAUCUAUAUCACACUAAGGAGAUCACUCUGGACAUAAUCCUGUGAUGCACUGGAAUAGACUGAUGCAUGCACUGCACCAAGCACAGCACUGCUGACAUUAUCUGAGGAGUGCACAGUCAUGCUUGGCUUGCUUGCUGCACAAGCUUCUUGAUUCUUUAAUAAGAAUAAUAAAAAUAAAUAAUCAACA
Messenger RNA from Betta splendens (Siamese fighting fish), 2758 nucleotides. RefSeq names its product carbonic anhydrase IV b (gene ca4b). The record is from RefSeq and is a predicted model, not a curated record. NCBI's taxonomy places the organism in Eukaryota, Metazoa, Chordata, Actinopteri, Anabantiformes, Osphronemidae. Gene Ontology annotation, cellular component: plasma membrane. Bases 56 to 982 code for a protein of 308 amino acids. The transcript is spliced from 8 exons. Gene Ontology annotation, molecular function: zinc ion binding; carbonate dehydratase activity.